Molecule: messenger RNA, 1222 nt
Organism: Oryza sativa Japonica Group (Japanese rice)
Lineage: Eukaryota; Viridiplantae; Streptophyta; Magnoliopsida; Poales; Poaceae
Product: mediator of RNA polymerase II transcription subunit 6
Biological process (GO): regulation of transcription by RNA polymerase II
Cellular component (GO): core mediator complex; mediator complex
Molecular function (GO): transcription coactivator activity
Source: RefSeq, a predicted model, not a curated record
CUAAUCACUUCGAAACUGUGUUAAUAACGAGCAAACACAUCGCAAAAGCUAGUCGCCUAUCACGGCCUCCGCCGCCGCCGCUUCGGCAGCUUGCCUCCUCGUCUCGCCGGCGCAGGCGGCGCCUGCAUCUAUCCAUCCAUCCACCCACCCACGCCACCCUCCCGUUCCGAUUCGGCGCACGCGGCUGCUAGACACCGCGUUCCUGACCCGCCGCGAAUGUCGGGGACGCCUCUUCCCCCACCGGCGCAGCCGCCGCCGCCGCCGGGGGCCGCCGGGCCCGAUGGCGCGGCGGCGCUCCCGCCCCCGCCGGGCACGGACAUGACCGGGAUCUGCUUCCGCGACCAGCUCUGGCUCAACACCUACCCGCUCGACCGCAACCUCGUCUUCGACUACUUCGCGCUCUCCCCCUUCUACGACCUCACCUGCAACAACGAGUCCCUCCGCUCGCGCCAAAUCCACCCCCUCGACAUGUCCCACCUCACGAAGAUGACGGGGAUGGAGUACGUGCUCAGCGACGUGAUGGAGCCGCACCUGUUCGUGAUCCGGAAGCAGAGGCGGGAGAGCCCCGAGAAGUCCAACGCCAUGCUCGCCUACUACAUCCUCGAUGGCUCCAUCUACCAGGCGCCCCAGCUCUGCAGCGUCUUCGCGUCCCGCAUCAGUAGGGCUAUGCAUCACAUCUCAAAAGCUUUUACUACGGCAUGUUCAAAGUUGGAGAAAAUUGGGCAUGUGGAAACAGAGCCUGACACAGCAGCUUCUGAAUCAAAGACGCAGAAGGAAGCAAUUGAUUUGAAGGAGUUGAAGCGGGUCGACCAUAUCCUAAUGUCGUUGCAAAGGAAGCUGCAACCUGCUCCUCCCCCUCCACCUUUUCCAGAGGGCUAUGUACCAUCAGAACAAGAGAAAGCAUCAGAUGAUCUGUUGGCCUCAGAGGCACUGCCUCCCCAGGUUGAUCCUAUCAUUGAUCAAGGCCCUGCAAAAAGGCCUAGAUUCCAAUGAGAGAGGUUGCAUUGAUAAGUUAAAUUUGACUAACACCACAAUUACCUGUGUUGUAAGUUGAUGAUUAGAUUCUUUCAGUUCCACAGCUCGGAAGUUAAAUAUAAGUUGUGGUUUCAGUCGUAAUGGUUAUUUUGAAGGAUAAAUUCAAGGGAGCAUAAAUCUGAUUAGGUGGUACUGGCUGUUUGUCAGGCCUGUUUCUACUGUGCUAAUGUGAAGUGAUAUUUUACUA